AUGAAGCUUCCCGAAGACAAGCAUCCGGAAAUUUUCGCAUCAGUAUUGGAUAAGCUUCAAGAAGCCGUCCCCGAUAAACUUAUCCAGGUCGCAUGCGUGGAUAUAAUCUGUAGAGAUACGGAGGAAUCCUUGCAUUUGCACGACGACGGGCCAUACAGGUUCAGGCUGAUUCCGGCAACAGAAUCAUUCAUUCAGGCUUUGGAGGAAGCGAGUCCGGUUGAUGAUGAUGAAGUGUGUGCUAUUUGUAGGGAUAUGUUUGCACAGAAUAAAGAUAGCAGCAGCAGCAUUACUAAGUUGCCCUGCUCCCACUAUUAUCAUCGAGAUUGCAUCGUCGCAUGGCUCCGGAUUAAUCAUCUCUGUCCUACUUGUGGGCACCGGAAUCUGAAUGCCCCGUCUAGCUAG
Argentina anserina (silverweed cinquefoil) is the source of this 402-nucleotide messenger RNA. RefSeq names its product E3 ubiquitin-protein ligase RING1-like. The coding region runs from base 1 to 402 and encodes 133 amino acids. The transcript has a single exon. Gene Ontology annotation, cellular component: cytoplasm. Gene Ontology annotation, biological process: protein ubiquitination. The record is from RefSeq and is a predicted model, not a curated record. Gene Ontology annotation, molecular function: ubiquitin protein ligase activity; zinc ion binding. Lineage: Eukaryota; Viridiplantae; Streptophyta; Magnoliopsida; Rosales; Rosaceae.